GUUUAGAGUUAGGAGGUUACGAUAUUGUUUGUUUUGGUCAAUAUUUAUUCUAGGUUUCCCUGAUACCACCUUGUUAAUGAUUUUCAAAAAAAAUUAAAUGAAUAUGUAGGAUUAGUUGUAAUUGCAGCCUUAUUAAAAAAUAAUGAUGGUCCAGUGCGAAAUUUGCCGUAUUAGCUUAUCUGAAAAUGAUGUCCCUUUUCAUAAUAAUGGAAAGAGGCAUUUAAAGAACCUUGUCAGGCAUAAAUUGAAUUUAAAACCUGUUGUGAAAACUAUCUCUAAUACUCCAAUUGUAAAUGAGAACAAUACUGAAACAAAAGAGGGUAAAAAAGAUCUUAAACCAGAGAAAAAAAAUGUUAUUCCAACUAAUUCAAAAGAAAAUGUUGGUACUGUUGCAACUCCUACCAAGACAAUAGAUGGUGAAAAAAAAAGUAAAGAACUUGCUCAAGAUAAAAAAAACCAGCAACCGCACCAGGACCCUUCAAAAAGGCGGCAAAAGCGAAAAUUAAAAGAUGAAACUCCCAGAACUGCUUCGUUACCUUUCAUAUACGUCAAUAACCUUGUCAGUUUCGAUCAACAAGUGAUUAAUUUUGUUAUGCAAGUAGAACAAACUCAGAAUGAAUGGGCCAACAUUAAGUGGGUUUUACAAGAUGUUGAAUUUACAUUUGGACAUGUAAUACCUGGUGUUAAGCCGGUUCUAUAUGGUUCUUCUUUUUCUGGACUUGCUUUUAAAACGAGUGAUAUUGACGUGUAUCUUUAUGAUAUGAGAGGAGGAGAACCAGACCGAGGAUUUAUACAACGAGAUGGUGGGAUAAUCUAUCGGUUUAGGUUAUUUACUAAUAUUAUACGUAUACCUAAUGCCAGGGUUCCAGUUAUUAAAGCUACACAUAUAGGAACAGGAAUAGACCUUGAUAUAAGCGCAACUUCUGGACAAGCUGUUGCCAAUAGUCGCAUGAUUCGUUUUCUUCUCAGUCAUGAUUGGAGAAUAAGAAGUCUUAUGAUGUUAAUAGGUUAUUUAGGUAAAAAGUAUACACUUAUUGGAGUAAAUAAAUUUUCUAGAUACUCCAUAAAUCUCCUAAUCAUAUUUUAUCUACAGAAUUUGACAUCUCCGAUUCUGCCACCCUUAAGUCAAAUUGUUUAUGGGACACCGGGUAGAACAUGGCCAUUUGCAUUUAAUGAAAAUGUUUUUUUAUUAAUGAACAUUAAUAAACAACCAUUAGCCGAACUUUUUAUAGGAUUUUUUGAAUUCUUUGUUGAUUUUACCUUUUCAAAAUAUGUUAUAUCAACAUAUUUAGGAGAAAAAAUUGCUCAGGAAGAUAUGGAAAAGGAGGAAACUUUAGAUAAAAUGGUUUAUUAUAAAAAUUUUAUUGAAAAGGGAGGUGAUAAAAUAGUAUAUAGAAGUAUUUGCGUUCAAGAUCCACUGGAACUUAGUCAUAAUACAACUAAAGGUAUUACUGAAAAAGUGCUUUCUCAAUUUAAAUUUAUCUGUACUAAUGCUCUUCAAAUUAAACAGACAGCUGAUGAAGGGGAUUGGCUCAUCGAAAUGUUAAAAAUGGAAUACAUCCCUCCUGUGGUAGGAAAAGUUGGAAAUAAUCCCAUACCGUUAGAUGUUAAAUUUGAUUUUGAGGGCGAAAAUUGGAUUUCUAUUGCUAAGCAGUCUUUACAGUUGGUAUUUUCUUCUUUGGGAAUGGAUAUUGACUGGAGUUAUCCGGUUGUAGAAGAUGAUAAAAAAAAAACAAAGCUCUCACCUGGUUUGACGUUUUCUGUCGAAACAAGAAAUUUUAUUUUUCCUAAAGGGCUUAAAUGGUCUUUAAAGCAGCUCAAAGAAGGUAAUUACAAUUUAAAUGACCUGAAAAAAUCUCUAAAGGAAAUUUCUGAAACCAAACAUCAAACGGUAUUUUGUGCUCAAUGUUUUGUAUCACUUGACCAGCCUAAGUUACUUAGAAUAACUAUGAAAAACAAUUGCACCCAUCGAAUGUUCUUUACAAUGUUUCCCAUUUUAAGAAGUGCUUUAGAAGUCUUGCUGAAUCAUGCUUUACUUGAAAUCAACAAAACUUCAAGUGAUUUGAAAUUGACAGAGUGAAGAUUGAAUUUGUCCGAAAGUUUCAAUUGGGCUCCAACCAGCUUGAAUAAUUAUCUUAUGUAAAAUCUGGAAUGUCUAAUAUACUUCAGAAAUCUAUACUAUUUACUUGAAAUACCAUAUACUCAUGGUUUUACUUGAACUACCAAACUUGGUAAAAUUAAAAAUGAAAGACCUUUUUGGAGUUUGUCUUGCAAGAGGCAAAUGACAAACCUUCCAUUGAUUGUAAUUUAUUGACCUCAGUGAAACAUUUAGGCUGUGAUAAAUAAUAGUUUCAAUAACUUUGUUAAUAAAUUUUAAUUAUUUGUAGUAUACUUCAUGUAUAUUUUUUUGUGUUUGAACGUACUGUAUAUGUUAUAUAUCCUAAGUCUAGUAUAUAAGUGCGUACUGAUGUUUAUGAGGUAGUAAUUUAUUGACAUUUUAAUUCAAAAUUAUUGUUAGACUUGGAUAUUAUCUAUAAAUUGAAUAAUUUAUAUUUUUAUUAACUAA
Messenger RNA from Nezara viridula (southern green stink bug), 2566 nucleotides. The record is from the annotation of a GenBank genome assembly. NCBI's taxonomy places the organism in Eukaryota, Metazoa, Arthropoda, Insecta, Hemiptera, Pentatomidae.